GCCAAAAUGUUGCAUGAUGCUGUAAACUAGGCACGUAAGUGUGGUAAUGCAAAACGAUUUAUCACAUGUCUCGUGCGGUAUCAUGUCCGUUCUAGAUAUGGGCGGCUUUAGAAAAAUUUCUCGGUUAUUAUAACGUCAGUAUAAUCCCUGAGAAAUUCCUGUGUCGAUGCUUUUUAUUGUGUUUGUCAAAAUAUUCAGCGAUAAAACUUUUAUUCUUUUGCUGUUAUUUAAGACACAGCAGGGAAAUGCCGGCGCAGUUUACCGUUUCACUGUUUUUAUCUGUGUAUGUAAACUGCCUAUCAGCUCGACAAAUCGAAGUCGUCCCAGGCGCAAGCGUUGUCGGCGAGCCGUACGUGUCGGUUAACAAUCCCAAGACUGUCGGAUAUGUUUAUUACGGCAUUCGCUAUGGAACUGCUCGGCGUUUCGAACAUUCCAAGGAAAAUCAGGAUUACUCUUACUUGCGCAAUGCUUCGAGGCUGCGACAAGGUCCCAUUUGUCCCCAAGGACCAUUGCCAGCGGCAUGGGGCAGCAACGCCAAUAAGACUAUGAGCGAAGACUGUCUGUAUCUGGAUAUCUACGUGCCGCCUGUAAAGUCCCAGAAAGAUGUCUUCCCGGUUAUGAUGUGGAUUUAUGGCGGCGGAUUUCAGCUGGGGUAUAAGGACGAUUACAACGCUACACAGUUGGCAGAAGAAACCCAAACUGUCGUUGUCACCAUCAACUACCGGCUGUCGGUCUUCGGUUUUUUAAGCACCGGUGACGAUGCUGCCAGUGGUAAUUACGGCCUUGGUGACUGCAAAUUGGCUGUGCAAUGGAUUAAAAACCAUAUUGCCAAGUUCCAUGGUGACCCGAAGGGCAUCACGAUAUUUGGUGAAAGCGCUGGUGCGUUCGCCACUUCCGCCAUGCUUCUCGAUGCCAAUGUUCGGAAAUCCAUACGGGCCUCCGUAUCAUUCAGCGGAAGUAUUCUUAUCGAUUCGAUUUAUGUCCGCGAACCAAAGAGAGAUGCUGUGGAACUUGCCGGGCAGGUUGGCUGUCCCUUCGAUGCUUCAAAGUUCUUAUCGACUGCUUGAAACGUCAGCCGGUGAAGAAGCUGCUCGAUUCGGCAAAACUGUUUGAAUUCGGCAACCCGCGGAUGUUUCCAUACGCUUUAGUGAUCGACGGCAUCCAUCUGAAGGACAUCCCAUUCCAGGCCGUCCAAGCAGCAGCAGUCGACGCAUCAAAGGGUCCCGGAAUUAUUACGGGAUAUUUACACGAGGACGCUUCAAUGAUUUUAAGCAUUAUUCAUCCAGAACUGUUCAAUCCAAAAACACCUGUUAAUUUCGGCCAAAUCAUACUCAUGAUCGCCAAGGAAUUUCUGCCCAACGGCGGCGCGCCAAAUUGCACCACACCGAACCUCGAUUUGGCGAAAACAGUGGCUGAUCAUUACAAUCUGUCCGCAUCUGAUGAUCGAUCGACAACGCUGUGGAAGUUGUAUUAUCUGGCUACCGAUGCACUAAUGGGCUACCCGGCCGGCAAGGAAGUCCGGUUUUAUGAAGCUGAACGAGCUCCUAAUGUAAACGGAGCAGCGACAACCCUGUUUCGACUCAACUACAAUCCGGACUGGAAUAACUUAGGUGCAUUUCAUACAUUUGACGUCAGCAACAUAUUUUACCCGUCCCAACAGUUGCCACAUUUGAAACCUAAUAAACAGGUCAUCAGUAGUAUUCGCCAGAUGCUGCAAGAUGUCGCAUAUAUAGGAAGAAUUAUUGGGUCCCGUUCAAAACAGCGGCCUCAGUUCUUCGAGCUGACCCAAGCGGGACAACUGGAAAGCAGCAGUGCCGACACCGGCGCCAUGGUGGACUUUUGGGACGGCAUCGUUGAAGCCCAUAAGACCUACAGCGAGCAGUGCGGUAAAGCGCCCUGGCACGUCAUGCCCAUGGGACGCUCAUCGAACGUUCAACCACGGCGUGACGGUUACGCUAGCGCGUAUUAGAUCGAAUUAUGUACCGGCAUUUGCAGACGAUGUAUGUAAACGAUUGUCUGCUAACCAUUUGUUCGUAUCAUAAGAUCUAAUAAGAGUACAUGACCGUUGCUAUACUGCUGAACAGUAAUGGGUGAGGUUUGCUACAACUAGCAAUAAGAUUGUGUGAACUUUGAAGAAUGUUAUAAUAAAUGAAAUCGCUUAGGCAAAUAAAUAAGCUUCAGAUUGAGAAAUACAGCGCCACAAAAUAAUUUACUAAAAACCGCU
Paramacrobiotus metropolitanus is the source of this 2224-nucleotide messenger RNA. RefSeq names its product liver carboxylesterase 1F-like. The transcript is spliced from 10 exons. The coding region runs from base 246 to 1067 and encodes 273 amino acids. Lineage: Eukaryota; Metazoa; Tardigrada; Eutardigrada; Parachela; Macrobiotidae. The record is from RefSeq and is a predicted model, not a curated record.